Hibiscus syriacus is the source of this 2639-nucleotide messenger RNA. Its product is annotated as endoplasmin homolog. Lineage: Eukaryota; Viridiplantae; Streptophyta; Magnoliopsida; Malvales; Malvaceae. Gene Ontology annotation, biological process: protein folding. Bases 34 to 2454 code for a protein of 806 amino acids. Gene Ontology annotation, molecular function: ATP-dependent protein folding chaperone; ATP hydrolysis activity; ATP binding. The record is from RefSeq and is a predicted model, not a curated record. The transcript has 16 exons.
AUUCCACUCAGGCGAAGCUUAAAAAAGCAAACAAUGGGGAAGUGGGCGGUUCCUUCCGCUUUGGUUCUUCUUUGCCUUCUCAGUCUCGUCUCAAAUCAAGAUAGAAAAGUUCAAGCAAAUGCGGACGAAGGAACCGUAGGUUCUCCAAAAGUGGAGGAAAACAUCGGCGCUGUGCCUCACGGUUUACAAACUGAUUCUGACGUAGUUAAAAGGGAAUCGGAAUCCAUCUCUUCGAGAUCGCUUCGCAGUAAUGCAGAGAAAUUUGAAUUCCAAGCUGAGGUGUCUCGGCUUAUGGAUAUUCUUGUCAAUUCUCUUUAUAGCAACAAGGAUAUUUUCCUCCGAGAGUUGAUCUCCAAUGCAUCUGAUGCGUUGGACAAGAUUAGGUUCCUUUCACUCACGGACAAAGAAGUGUUGGGCGAAGGUGACGCUGCCAAGCUGGAGAUCCAGAUCAAGUUGGAUAAAGAGAAGAAAAUUCUUUCGCUCCGAGACAAAGGUAUAGGAAUGACAAGAGAAGAUUUAGUCAAGAACUUGGGAACAAUUGCAAAAUCUGGAACUUCUGCAUUUGUUGAGAAAGUGCAGAGCAGUGGAGACCUUAACCUGAUUGGGCAGUUUGGUGUUGGGUUUUACUCCGUAUAUCUGGUAGCUGACUAUGUUGAAGUCAUUAGUAAACACAAUGAUGACAAACAGUAUGUAUGGGAAUCAAAGGCUGAUGGGGCAUUUGCAAUUUCUGAGGAUACUUGGAAUGAACCACUGGGCCGUGGAACUGAGAUUAGAUUGCAUCUUAGGGAUGAAGCUCAGGAGUACUUGGAAGAAUACAAAUUGAAGGAAUUGGUGAAGACAUAUUCUGAAUUCAUCAAUUUCCCCAUCUCUAUUUGGGCAAGUAAAGAGGUUGAUGUUGAGGUACCUGCAGAUGAAGAUGAUUCCGGUGAUGAGGAGGAAACCACUGAUAAGACUUCUUCUGAGGAAGGAGAAGAUGAAGAUGCAGAAAAAGGCGAGGAUGAAGACACUGAAAAGAAACCAAAGAAAAAGACAGUGAAGGAAACUACUUACGAAUGGGAACUUCUUAAUGAUGUUAAGGCUAUAUGGUUGCGCAGUCCAAAGGAUGCGACAGAUGAGGAAUACAUAAAAUUCUAUCACUCUCUGGCAAAGGAAUUUAGUGCUGAUAAGCCCAUGGCCUGGAGCCACUUCACAGCUGAAGGUGAUGUAGAAUUUAAGGCUGUCUUGUAUGUGCCUCCCAAAGCUCCUCAUAAUCUGUAUGACAGUUACUAUAAAGCUAAAUCCAACUUGAAGUUGUAUGUUAGACGAGUUUUUAUCUCUGAUGAAUUCGAUGAGCUUUUGCCAAAGUUUCUUAGCUUUUUGAAGGGUAUUGUUGAUUCUGAUACUCUACCACUCAAUGUAUCUCGAGAGAUGCUACAAGCUCACAGCAGUUUGAAAACAAUCAAGAAGAAACUCAUCAGGAAAGCCCUUGAUAUGAUACGCAAAAUUGCUGAGGAGGAUCCUGACGAGUCCAGUGGCAAAGACGAGAAAGAAGUUGAAAAAUCCGUUGAUGAUGAUGACGAUGAGAAGAAGGGACAAUAUACUAAGUUCUGGAAUGAAUUUGGAAAGUCCAUUAAACUUGGUAUCAUUGAGGAUGCAUCCAACCGAAAUCGCUUGUCUAAACUUCUUCGCUUCGAGAGCACUAAGUCAGAUGGUAAGUUGACUUCACUGGAUAAGUACAUAUCAAGAAUGAAAUCGGGGCAGAAAGAUAUCUUCUACAUUACAGGAACGAGCAAGGAACAAUUGGAAAAGUCUCCGUUCUUGGAGAGGCUUAAGAAGAAAAAUUAUGAGGUCAUUUUCUUCACGGAUCCCGUUGACGAGUACCUGAUGCAAUACCUGAUGGAUUAUGAAGGAAAACAGUUCCAAAAUGUGUCCAAGGAAGGCCUAAAAAUUGGGAAGGACAAGAAGAACAAAGAACUCAAGGAGUCAUUUAAGAAACUAACCAAAUGGUGGAAGGGUGCACUUACCACUGACAAAGUUGAUGAGGUGAAAAUAAGCAAUCGUUUGGACAACACUCCUUGUGUGGUCGUCACUUCGAAGUUCGGAUGGAGUGCUAACAUGGAGAGAAUCAUGCAAGCUCAAACCCUAUCAGAUGCUAGAAAGCAAUCAUACAUGAAGGGCAAGAGGAUCCUUGAAAUCAACCCAAGGCACCCCAUCAUCCAGGAGCUUCGUGAGAGAGUUAUUAAGGACCCUGAGGAUGAAGGUGUGAAGCAAACGGCUCAGCUUAUUUAUCAGACAGCUCUGAUGGAGAGUGGCUUCUCUUUACCCGACCCCAAGGAUUUCGCCUCACGCAUCUACAGCUCAGUUCAAUCUAGCCUAAACAUCAGUCCGGAUGCAACAGUUGAGGAGGAGGAGGAUGCAGAAGAGGCCGAGACAGAGACCGAAACAAAAGCAGGUUCAGGUACAUCUCAAGGAUGAGUUGUAGAUUGUCUGAAGCUUCAGGUGAUAUGCCUUUUUCGAGUUUUUCUUCUUUUAGUUCGAAUCCCUCUCAAGGGAAUCCAUCAAUGCAUUUUCAAUUGUUGAAACUUUGAUAAAAGAAAGCAUUUGAUGACGGUAGAGUUAAUGUAUAGUCGCCAGGAAUUUUGUCUUUGGUUCGAACUUGC